AUGAAGCUCGCCGCCUCUCUCAUCGCCCUCCUUCCGCUGGCCGUGGUCGCAACGCCGAUUACAUCCCCCAAUCCAUCUGAAGAGUCUAUCGCCAACCUUGCGCCCCGAGCCGAUACUGUUUGCUACCUCAACUCCGAUGCUCUCAAGAACGACCCUCAAGGUUGCGAUACCAGUCCUACUAGCGGCACGCGCCGCCGAGGUGUAACGGGCGGCGACCGCUUCGGCGUGCGUUGCACCAAGACCGGCAAGUGCAUCAACGGGAACUGUAAAUGGGACUACGUUCCGGGCUGGAACUGUUACAUCUGGAGUGGCUGGACUCAGCAAAACUGCGAGCUUAGAGAAGGUGGUCUCCAGUAG
Molecule: messenger RNA, 357 nt
Organism: Alternaria conjuncta
Lineage: Eukaryota; Fungi; Ascomycota; Dothideomycetes; Pleosporales; Pleosporaceae
Exons: 2
Coding region: 1-357 (118 amino acids)
Source: RefSeq, a predicted model, not a curated record